Eurytemora carolleeae is the source of this 708-nucleotide messenger RNA. Its product is annotated as histone-lysine N-methyltransferase SETD7. NCBI's taxonomy places the organism in Eukaryota, Metazoa, Arthropoda, Copepoda, Calanoida, Temoridae. The record is from RefSeq and is a predicted model, not a curated record. The coding region runs from base 157 to 693 and encodes 178 amino acids. The transcript has 12 exons.
UGCUUUCUAUCUGGAGAAUACAAAGACGACAAACUAAAUGGCAGAGCAAGAGUUUAUUUCACAGACGAGAACUGGCUUGACGGAUACUUUAAAGAUGGUGUUCUACAUGGAUUCUGCAGAUAUUUUGAUGUCAAGAAUCGACUAACAUUUAUCGGUAUGCACAGAAAUGGUAAACCAUUUGGAACCUGUUGGAAGAUUAUCAGAGGUGGAGGAUGUGUUGUAGGUGUGGUUGAUGAGGAAGGCCAACUGUCUGGAACGAAUAUUGCAUAUAUCUAUCCGGAUUUUAAAACUGCUCUCGUCGGAAACUUCCGGGACGGGGUACUUGAGUUCGGCCAGGUGUCAUCUGUGAAAAAAGUUACAACUGAUAAUCUGGGAAUCAAAGUACCACAAUUUAUAGAACCAGAGGGUAGACUGUACAGACGUGAAAUAUCAACAUAUGAUUUUGUGACUUCUACUCCAACUCUACCCGAUCCUUAUGAGUCCAAGAUGGUUGAGGUGCGAAAGUCUCGAGUACCUGGUGCAAAUGAAGGACUUUUUGCGAAGAAAUCAAUUCCUCCCAGCGUAGUUUUAGCUUUCUAUCAUGGGCAGAAAGUGAAACCAAAGACAGCUGAUGCAGAGACCUGGGAUGAAAAUGCCUACAAGAUAUUUGAUCCAGCAGUUAAGGUUGGUAAUCACAAAAUAGAGUGCUAUUAACUCAAAAAAAAUGUU